Messenger RNA from Erigeron canadensis, 1380 nucleotides. RefSeq names its product ankyrin repeat-containing protein BDA1-like. The transcript is spliced from 2 exons. Gene Ontology annotation, molecular function: protein binding. The coding region runs from base 1 to 1380 and encodes 459 amino acids. Lineage: Eukaryota; Viridiplantae; Streptophyta; Magnoliopsida; Asterales; Asteraceae. The record is from RefSeq and is a predicted model, not a curated record.
AUGGAUGGAAGGUUGUUACAGGCUGCAUGGAAUGGAGAUGUCGAUCACCUGCUUAAAGAGAUCAAAUCUAAUCCAUCUAUUCUUCAUACUGGAGCGUUGGAGGGUGGUGAAAAUCCAUUACACGUUGCUUGUUUGGCUGGACAUUUAGAAUUUGCAGCAACAGUGGUAAAGCUCAGGCAAAAUUUCAUAAGUGAGCUUAACCAAGACGGUUUUAGCCCUUUGCACAUAGCUGCUGGAUAUGGGCAUGUAAACAUUGUAAAGGAGUUUCUCAAAGUUGAUGUUGAUUUAUGUUUGAUAGAAGGAAAAGACAGAAAAGUCCCUCUUCAUUUGGCUGUGGCUAAAGGUAAAGUUGAAGUUAUUAGAGAGUUGAUUCUGUCAAGUUUGGUAUCUAUCGACUGCAAGACAGCUCAAGGUGAGACUUCCUUUCAUCUGGCAGUGAAGAACUACCAAUUCAAAGCUUUACAAGUGUUAGUACAUCAUCUAAAGCAAGUUAACAAAGAAGAUCUCCUGAAUACCAAGGAUAUUCAUGGUAAUACAAUCUUGCACCUUGCCGUCUCCAGAAAGCAGUAUGAGGUGGUUGACUUUCUGCUAAAUGGGCAAGCUAUUAGCAAGGAAUAUCUGGAGAUGAAUUCCUUAAACAAUAGUGGUUUAACUCCUCUUGAUAUGCUACAAACUUCUAGAAGUGAAGCCGGUGGUCGUGAAAUUGAGGAGCUUCUCAUCCAAGCCGGAGCUCUAAGGACUGAAAAUCUACCAAAUCCUGAAUAUACACUAGAACAAACACCAAAUCAACCAAAUACAACACGAGAAGAUAACCCUCCAUCUCCAGCUAUACGAUUUUUAAACUACUUCAAAUAUUAUAAUAUACAAGAUUCUCCAAGAAAAGUAAGAAAUACCCUUCUCGUGAUACUUGUACUUAUCACAUCUGCAACGUAUCAGCCUGCACUUAGUCCACCUGGAGGCACUUGGCAAGAUGAUUAUGAUCCACCUGCAGGAAAUUACACAUUAUCAUCUCCCAAGAAUGGUACAACUGCCCUUAUAAAACAUACUGCGGGAGAAGCUAUAAUGGGUACUUAUAACCCGGUAGCCUACACUGUGUUUCUGUUAGCGAAUUCCUUGGGGUUCUUCUUGUCAAUUCACAUGAUCAGUGAACUCACUGCAGGUUUACCUAUGCGGUUGGAAUUUAAUCUUUUAUUAUCUUCCCUAGCUUUAACUUAUGCUACUAGCAUGAUUGCGAUUGCUCCAAAUUCCUUCAUAUUAUUUGCUUCUACGGCCAUCUCGUUCGUUCUGCCGUUCAUAAUAUCAUUUACGACCACAUUGUAUGGAACUUAUAUGGACAGGCGUAGAUGUGUGUCACCUAACACAGGGCAUGAUAGUGUCUGA